Lycium barbarum (goji berry) is the source of this 1548-nucleotide messenger RNA. RefSeq lists its product as uncharacterized. The record is from RefSeq and is a predicted model, not a curated record. Gene Ontology annotation, molecular function: protein binding. Lineage: Eukaryota; Viridiplantae; Streptophyta; Magnoliopsida; Solanales; Solanaceae. The coding region runs from base 1 to 1548 and encodes 515 amino acids. The transcript has a single exon.
AUGGAAGAGAAAAGUAUGGAUGCAGCCGAGGAUCACAUAUCGAAAUUACCAGUGCCAAUUUUGCAGCACUUUCUGUCUUUACUCCUUGCUAAAGAUGCUGCACAAAUCAGUACUUUCUCCAAGUCAUGGUAUACUGCUUGGACUUCCCUCUCCCACUUGAAUUUUGGUGAUAAAUUCUUCUAUCGUGAAGUGGAUGACCGCAAAAUACUUUCAGAAAAAAUACUAGAGCUUCUGAAUAUUGUCGAUCAAACUUUAGCCAAUCAGAAGAAGCAGAAGGUUUCUAUACAAAAGUUCUGUCUAACAUUACCAUCCGGUCAUUGUAGUUCUAAUAAUGUUCAUAAUUGGAUUAAGACGCUCGUAGCGACUAACAUCAAGGAGUUGAUUUUAAUAGUAGGGGGACUUGUUGACAGUUUCAACACCUUGCCAGAAGAAAUCUUUGCUUCCAAGGGACUAAACGCUCUUAAGUUACGUGGAUUUAAGCUUGAAUUGCCCCUUGACGGCAUAAAGUUUUCAUCUCUGCGAAAGUUAGAUCUCUCUAAUACAUAUUUCGACGAGCAAUUCCUUCGAGCUUUAUGUGCAAGCUGCAGUGGUUUAGAGAAGUUAAGUUUAUCUGAUUGCCACGGACUAGCCAGUUUACAAAUUGCAGGAACUUUACCGAAACUGAAGAGGGUUUGGCUGAGGUGUCUUCCUGAAUUCCAGAUGGCUGAUAUUGUAGCACCAAAUCUUGAAGAUCUAUACAUUGAAGGCUGUCACUGGAAGCUACAAGUAAUUAAAAUAACUUGUUGCAAAGCCUUGAAAAAUUUGUCCCUCGCUAAUGUGAAUGUCACUGACGAAUGCCUAGAAGACCUUCUUUUCAAUCCACCCAACCUUAAAUACUUGAACUUAUCUGCUUGCUUUGAACUGCAGACAAUCAAGAUCUCAAGUGACCAGCUAGAGUAUCUCGCACUAUCGUCGUGCUUCAAUUUGAUUGAUGUUGAACUAGAUACUCCUAAUUUAACAAGAUUCAAUUAUGAUUUUCUUGAUCAAUUGCCAACACUCAAACUCAUGAAAGCUUCAGUUUUGCUAGAAGUUGAACUCUACUUGAUCCCGGGAAAAAGACUUGAUAAUCCUUGGUACUCUAUGUUAAUGAAAUUUCUUGGAAACUUCAAGCAGUCAAAGGCUAUUAAGUUAGACUGCUGGUACUGGGAUGCGAUAGUUAUACCAAAAGACAUGAGAAAAAAAUUGGUUCCGCCACUCCAUGGUACUACUAGCUUGCAUACAAAAUUUGAAAUUUCGGGGAAUAACUCACUUGUGGACAUACUUGAUAGUUUGGUUUGGAUUUCUCCUCAACUCGACACCCUAUCAUUUGUCCGGGAUGUAGAGUUAACCAGAACCAUGAAGUUUAUAUAUGAAGAUGCAUCAGCUGAAGAUGAGAAAACUAUUUGGAGGCAUAAGUUAAAGGAAGUCAAAAUGGAAAACUUUACCUCUAUGGAGCAACAAGAGCUGAGAAAUUAUCUUUUCAGAUUACAUCGAAGAAGAAACGUCCAUUGUCUAACAGAUAGGACAUAG